AUGGGCGGCACAUAUUGGUAUUAUUACCAACUUGACAAUGAAAUUGAUUUUUUCAAUGAAGCCGAGCCAGUAACUACUUCCUGUGCUCUUUUGCCAGGUCAACCCUUGAACGUUCUCAACGUUCCUAUCAACUUACCCUCGUCACAUACCCAUCUUGGACGCGGUUACAAGCCCGCUUCCCAAAUAUCCAACGAUGGAACUAUGAAUCCCGCAGACAAAUAUUUGAAUCCGAGAGCUCCACCGAGGCCUGUUUUGCUUCGUCUCACUACGUCUCCAGCAAUGCUCAUGCGUACCGACCACGGCUUAGCUUCCCCCCUUUCUUCUGGAUCCUCUAUAUCUCCCGUUAACGAAAGAAGCUUCUCCCAUCCUCGUGCCUUGGCAACACAUCGACGAUUCCGUAUUGGCAGUAAACUAUCUCUAGACCUAAGAAGUGCAAUUAAUUAUUCCCCCAAAACCAAUUCUCUGCGAUCUGCCAUCCUGAACUUUACCUCCCCGCGGUUUGGUGAGGGCGACGAGAACCGUGGCCGUCGCCGUCAUAAGGUAAAUAAAAGCCACAUCAUAAAAGUUCCCGAACCAGGACUGGACUCAUCCGCCCACUCCGGUACCCCAUCUCCCACGUGGAGUGUUGUUGAUAGUCUCAACAAGCCGUUACCCCAUCCAUACGUUGUUGAUAGAAAUCUAUCCAGCGAAUAUGCCAGUGGAAAUCAAUUUCUUGCGGAAAGCCAAGGGUGGUCGACGCUGAAAGCCGCAUGGACCGUUGAGCAUCCAUUGAUCGAUAGGCCUGGCUCUGGAGAAGCUGAACGAAACCGCUACCUUGCUGUUGAUGCGUAUCCAGAGUCUAUGACUUCACAAAGAACGCCCAGGAUUAUCAUUCCUCAACAAUCAUCAGGUGACAUUUCAACUUCAAAAACGACAGCUCCGUUGGAUCUAUACGGAAAAGCUUUACCGAGCCUCCCACACAGCCCAUCUUCCAUUGUUGACGCAGAAUUGCCGCAGAUGGAAACUGUUGACUUCUCCCUUGGCGAAGAAAAAUACUUCCAGAGUCAUUUCUCCGACUUUACUGUUGACUCUCCCGGUAAUUCGUGCUCUCCGGACUCUUUCCUCCAACCGACUGGUAGUCGGUUCUCAGAAUACAGUACAGAUACAGAAAACGCUUCGCCUUGCUCUAUGACAUCUGCAUCAACAUUUAAUAACGACAAUACAUUCUCCCCUACCACGGAUGACAGCAAUGGGGGGCUUUUCGAAUCCGCACUUACCGAUCUAUCUGCUCACAGCUCCUCCCUCUUUGAUAUUGCUUCCAACCCAUCCCCGCAACCCAACGUGUACAUAAACAACGCGCACCAAGAUCGCGAGACUAAAUCCCACGACUACCAUACCGACAACCUUGUUAUAUCCUCUCUUUACAUCUCCAAAUCUCCUAGUAGGGAGAUCAAUCCCUGGACUCUCGAAGCCAAUAAAAACGCCACCAACCAUAGCCAGACAAGUAAUGAUGAACAGCGCGUAACACCUCCCCGGAAAAGCUUAAUCCUAAAGCAUAGUAACUUUACACCCAACACCGAUUCGUUUUUUAUGGAUGAUAACCCUGAACUCCUCACCCCUCGCGCAAACUGUACAAAUCACUCCGACACGAUGAACAAGGACAGUGAGUCGGUUUCGAGGCGUGGUGGUGGUGGUGGUGGUGGUGGUGGCGGGCAGCAGCCAACAAAUCUCCGUGUCGAGUCUACAAUGCAGGAGUUAAUGGAUGAGUUGAGUUACUUGGGCGAUAUGAUCGAGGAUAAUGCUGUGAAAAGCUUCUAG
Histoplasma capsulatum G186AR is the source of this 1797-nucleotide messenger RNA. RefSeq lists its product as uncharacterized. Bases 1 to 1797 code for a protein of 598 amino acids. The record is from RefSeq and is a predicted model, not a curated record. The transcript is spliced from 2 exons. NCBI's taxonomy places the organism in Eukaryota, Fungi, Ascomycota, Eurotiomycetes, Onygenales, Ajellomycetaceae.